Messenger RNA from Trametes versicolor FP-101664 SS1, 2393 nucleotides. RefSeq lists its product as uncharacterized. The record is from RefSeq and is a predicted model, not a curated record. Lineage: Eukaryota; Fungi; Basidiomycota; Agaricomycetes; Polyporales; Polyporaceae. Gene Ontology annotation, biological process: anatomical structure morphogenesis; regulation of DNA-templated transcription; cell differentiation. Bases 210 to 1871 code for a protein of 553 amino acids. The transcript has 3 exons. Gene Ontology annotation, molecular function: DNA-binding transcription factor activity, RNA polymerase II-specific; RNA polymerase II cis-regulatory region sequence-specific DNA binding.
CUCGCCCGCUGCGGCUUCCUCAGCCAGCACCCAGUCCUCUGCUCGUCCUCAUCACAAGGCGUCUAAUCGCCCUUGCCCUUCUCCAGUCUGGUCCCGGCCUCCCUCACGCCCUUCUUCUCCCUGGACUUCUCUGCUCGCACCCGUCCUCUCCGUCCUGCUCGCGCACGAUACCUCUCCCGAUCACUCGCUGCACAUCGCCCGAGCCCGAAAUGAGUCGCUACCACCCGAGCACCCAGUACACCUCGUCGGCAAUUGCCGGCCCAGGACAAGGCCAGGAUGCCGCCCGAGUGGACCUCCGCCACGAGCGAGACGACUCGCUGUCCGACUCGGAAACGAGCACGUCCUUCAACGCCUAUUCGGAGAACGUCAAGGAUGAUGCGCCCGUGCACGACGCAGAUGACCCGUACCUCGCGCUCACGUCCCAGACUCUGAACGCGGAUGGCACCCCGAAGCGUCCCAUGAACGCGUUCAUGAUAUUCGCCCGGAAACGCCGUCCGCAGAUAUCCGCCGCGAACCAGAUGAUGCGCACCGGGGACGUCAGCAAGAUCCUGAGCAAGGAGUGGAACACUAUGGAGAUGUCCGACAAGAAGUUUUACCUCGAUCAAGCGAAGAAGCUCAAGGAUAACUUCAAUUCGAAAUAUCCCGACUACGUGUACCGUCGGCGGCCGAACAACUCGCGCAAGAAGCGCAAGCCCGACGCCGCGCACGACGACGGACACGACGUCGGACAUGCGGACCCCGACGACCCCGGAUACGAGGACACCUCGCCGGUCGACGGCGACGAUACGCUCAUGAUUCCCUCCCCACAGGAGGUGCAGUAUACGCGCACGCAUGCGCUCAACCCCUCGCCCGUGUACCACACCCACGACGCCGUCGGCGGGCCCACCCCGCCCCCAGGGUGCACAUAUCCUUAUUCGUCCGACUUUCACACCUCCCACGCCGUCCCGCCCGCUCGUCAUCUCUCCCAUCUCGCGCCCGAGUCCGCCAUGCCGGGCUCAACCGUUGGCGCCGUCCGACCGUCGUCGUCGAUGCACGACCUCAACGGGCUUCCCCCGGGCUACCCGCCCCACUCCAUGUACCAAAAUCCGGGCCACCAGUCGUCCAUGUAUGGCGCGCAGGGCCCACAUCCGUCGUCUGCCGGUCUUUGGGAUCCCUCCCGUGGAGGCGCAGGCGCGAGGUCUGAACACACGCGUUCCAACUGGCCGGUCCUGCCGGCACUAGAUAUUACCCUCGCGCGGCAGCGAACAUACGCCUCCUCGACAGGACCGCUCGGGAAUGCAAACGCCAACGGGAAGACGGAAGCGUACUCGCCGCAGCUUCCCAAUCGCCCGUGGUCCAGCGCGACCUCGUCCACCGCGUCCAGCAGCUCUGGCGGCGCGUCCACGUCACACUACGGGGGCAGCAACCAAUUUCCUACGCUCAGCUCCGCCUUUUUUCCGAGCGAAUCUCCCGCCGCGAAGGGCAUAGACGUCUCCUCCCCCGCCUCCGCGCACACCACGCACGACUACUACCCGCCCUCCUCUGCCGCCGGGCUCCAGUCUGGCGCCGUCCCCGGGCGCCGAGGAAGCACAGGACCAGGGCCGGGCCCAGGGCACGAACAACAGGGGAGCUACGGAUCGGCAGCGCAGUACAGCGCGGGGGCGCAGCAGAGCGCCGCCCAGGCGUGGUCGCAGCACUUCUCGCGCGGAGGCGCCGGGGGAGGCGGAGGGGGCCCGCAGCGCGGGUCGAACUUGCACCAGAUGUCUCCGUACGGACUGCAGGGCUCUCCGGGUGCGGGGGAGGGCAGCUCGCGCUCCCCAGGAUCGGGCUCGAGCGCACACUCGACGGCGCCGCCGCUCAGCUUCUGGGACGAGCGGUUCGGCGGGCGAUGAGUCGUGCGGCUCGGUUGGGGCUGUUCCGUCUUUCUGCUGUAUGGUGUAACUAGGUGCCGCGCGCACGCAUGGGCUCUCCUCUCUUCUCGCCGCUUGUGAUGGUUCCGUGGACUCAUCGAUAGCUCUCCCCAGGUCGCAUGAUUGUGAUACCAUAAUGUCGCUCGGAUAAUGCAGCGCCCCUACGCCCCCACCUCGCUCGUCGCCGUCCGGUGCGUCCCGCCAGGCCUUUGUUCCCGGCGGGGCUGCUGCGACCGCGGCGCUUUUGCGCUGCUGUUGAUGAUGAUACGAGGUCUCUGAUGUUUUCGCUGCUCGGGCCCCCGCCACUGUUGUUAUUCUUUGUUCUAUACCAAUCCAGAGACCCGCUUCCGGACCACCACUAGCCCCCCACUACGCACGUUGUUGUAACCGCCAUCGCCACGGCAGGGGCGGCGGCCCCGUCUUUGUAUCAUUAAAUCCGCGCCGCGCGUACCCGCGCGUGCGCCGUAUUAUGUACCGCCAUCUGUAUACUAUCCAAUCGCGUCC